Messenger RNA from Sapajus apella (tufted capuchin), 1822 nucleotides. It is a transcript of the gene AICDA, whose product is annotated as activation induced cytidine deaminase. Gene Ontology annotation, biological process: defense response to virus; DNA cytosine deamination; cytidine to uridine editing. The record is from RefSeq and is a predicted model, not a curated record. The coding region runs from base 111 to 707 and encodes 198 amino acids. Gene Ontology annotation, cellular component: nucleus; P-body; cytoplasm. Lineage: Eukaryota; Metazoa; Chordata; Mammalia; Primates; Cebidae. Gene Ontology annotation, molecular function: cytidine deaminase activity; RNA binding; zinc ion binding. The transcript is spliced from 5 exons.
UGAAGGGCCAAUGCACUGUCAGACAGAGGCAGAGAAGCAUCAUUAAUUGAGGCAAGAUUUUUCUGGCCUGACACUUUCAGGGAGCCAAGAAGGACAGUCUGCACACCGCUAUGGACAGCCUCUUGAUGAACCAGAAGAAGUUCCUUUACCAUUUCAAAAACGUCCGCUGGGCUAAGGGUCGGCAUGAGACCUACCUGUGCUAUGUAGUGAAGAGGCGGGACAGUGCUACUUCCUUUUCACUGGACUUUGGUCAUCUUCGCAAUAAGAAUGGCUGCCACGUGGAGCUGCUCUUCCUCCGCUACAUCUCGGACUGGGACCUGGACCCUGGCCGGUGCUACCGCGUCACCUGGUUCACCUCCUGGAGCCCCUGCUACGACUGUGCCCGACACGUGGCCGACUUUCUGCGUGGGAACCCCAACCUCAGCCUGAGGAUCUUCACUGCGCGCCUCUACUUCUGUGAGGACCGCAAAGCUGAGCCCGAGGGGCUGCGGCGGCUGCACCGCGCUGGGGUGCAAAUCGCCAUCAUGACCUUCAAAGAUUAUUUUUACUGCUGGAAUACUUUCGUAGAAAAUGGUGAAAGAACUUUCAAAGCCUGGGAAGGGCUGCAUGAAAAUUCAGUUCGUCUCUCCAGACAGCUUCGGCGCAUCCUUUUGCCCCUGUACGAGGUUGAUGACUUACGAGAUGCGUUUCGCACUUUGGGACUUUGAUAGCAACUUCCUGGAAUGUCACACACGAUGAAGUAUCUCUGCUGAAGACAGAGGAUAAGAAACAAUCCUUCGAGUCUUUUUCUUCUUCAGCUCUCGCUUUCUUAGAGUUUAGAGAAAAAAUAUUUAUAUACGACUCUUUAAAAAGAUCUAGGUCUUGAAAAUAGAGAAGGAACACAGGCCCAGCCAGGGACAUGCAGCCACUGGUGCAGUUUUAAAUGCAACAUUGUCCCCUACUGGGAAUAACAGAACUGCAGGGCCUGGGAGCAUCCAAAGUGUCAAUGUUUUUCUAUAACUUUUAGACAAAAGGAGAGCAGAAAGUAGAUCCUAAAAAGCAUGGUGAGAGGAUCAAACGUUUUUAUAUCAACAUCCUUUAUUACUUGAAUCAUUUGAGUUGACAAUGGUGCUAGUGAUCGAUUUUUCUACUCUUUUCCCUUGAUGUUUACUUUCAAGUAACACAAGCUCUUCCAUCAGGCCAUGAUCUGUAGAACCUCCUAAUGAGAGUAUCUGUAGGAUUGUGACCCCAAACCAUCUCUCCAAAGCAUUAAUAUCUAAGCAUGUGCCGUAUGUUUUAAUCAGCUGAGGCACGUUUUUAUGUUUGUACAAAAGAAGAUUGUUUUGGGUGGGGAUGGAGGUAUAGACCAUGCAUGGUCACCUUCAAGCUGUCUUAGUAAAGGAUCUUAAAACGGACAGGAGGACUGUAAAGAAGACAUCCUAAUAAUGGGUUGAUAUCUCAAGUAGCAAAUCUUCUGGAAACACAGACUCUUUUAAGGAAGUCCCUAAUUUAGAAACACCCGCAAACUUCACAUAUCACAAUUAGCAAACAAUUAGAAGGGAGUUGCUUGAAUGUUGGGAAGAGAAAAAUCUAUUGUCUCUCAUGGGUCUUUUAAUCUCAGAAAUGCCAAUCAGGUGAAGGUUGGCUACUUUUUGUAUGUGUGUGAUGCUUCUCCCAAAGAUAUGUUAAUUAUAUAAGAGAAUUGUGACACAACAAAAUCAUAAAGCUGGGAACCGUGGCACACACUUAUAGUUCCAGCUGCUUGGGAGGCUGAGAAGGGAGGAUGGCUUACAGCAGCCUGGGCAACACAGCAAGACCCUGCCUCUUAAGAAAAAGAGAGAAA